GUGUUUGCGCGUGCGCGGGCUCCCCUCUCGACGUCAGCAGUCAGUGGUUUUUCGGGUUGCUCGGACUUCUUUCGGCUGCCGUGAGUUCACUGUAUUGUGAAGGGAACAGUGGAUCCUCGGAGGAGGAGGGGGGGGCUGAUUUACCAAAAAAAAAAAAAAAAAAAAAAAAAAAAAAACUCCCGAUUGGACACUCACAUCCGGAGUCUCGACGAUCAUAAUUUAUCGCACCUUACACCUUUUUUUAAGAAACUCAGUUUUAUUGUUUUUAUUAAUUUAUUUUAUUCCUCUUAGUUUAUGGUUUACACUCCGGGAGGGCAGAAAUGGCGGCCAACAUGUACCGGGUCGGAGAUUAUGUAUUUUUUGAGAACUCCUCCAGUAACCCAUACCUGAUCCGCCGGAUAGAAGAACUAAACAAGACGGCCAGUGGGAAUGUGGAGGCCAAGGUGGUUUGUUUCUACAGAAGGAGAGACAUCUCCCACAGCCUCAUCCAGCUCGCAGACAAACAUGCAAAGGAGUUGGAAGAGGAGAAGGAGAGCCCGACAGAGACAGAUCUCACAGAAAAACAGAAACACCAGCUUCGCCACAGAGAGCUCUUUCUCUCCCGGCAGUAUGAGAGUCUACCCGCGACACACAUCAGGGGGAAGUGCAGUGUCGCAUUAUUGAACGAGACCGAAGCAGUUCUUUCAUACCUUGACAAAGAGGAUACGUUCUUCUACUCACUGGUGUACGACCCGACACAGAAGACGCUUCUGGCCGACAAAGGAGAGAUCAGAGUGGGACCGCGCUUUCAGGCAGACGUACCUGAAAUGCUACAAGAGGGUGAGGCAGAUGACAGGGACCAGUCCAAGUUAGAAGAGAAGCUGUGGGAUCCAGAGUGUCCACUCACCAACAAACAGAUAGACCAAUUCCUAGUGGUGGCACGGGCGGUUGGGACCUUUGCUCGAGCGUUGGACUGCAGCAGUUCAGUUAGACAGCCGAGCUUACACAUGAGUGCCGCUGCAGCCUCACGAGACAUCACACUGUUCCACGCGAUGGACACGCUCCAUCGCCAUAAUUACGACCUGUCCAGUGCGCUGAGUGUACUGGUCCCAGCGGGUGGCCCGGUGCUCUGCAGGGACGAGAUGGAGGAGUGGAGUGCCUCGGAAGCCGCCAUGUUCGAAGAGGCGCUAGAGAAAUACGGCAAAGACUUCAACGACAUCCGACAAGACUUUCUGCCAUGGAAGUCUCUGACUAGUAUCAUAGAGUACUACUACAUGUGGAAGACCACAGACAGAUAUGUGCAACAGAAGAGACUGAAGGCAGCCGAGGCAGAGAGCAAACUGAAGCAGGUUUAUAUCCCCACAUAUAACAAGCCCAACCCCAACCAGAUCUCAAUGACCAAUGGCAAGAUGGCGACAGUGAAUGGAGCGGGCCCCGGUGCCUACCAUGCAGCAGGCGGAGGCAGAGCCUGCGAGAGCUGCUACACCAUGCAGUCGGCCCAGUGGUACUCGUGGGGGCCUCCAAACAUGCAGUGCCGCCUGUGCGUUUCCUGCUGGAUGUACUGGAAGAAGUACGGAGGCCUGAAGAUGCCAAGUAGAGCAGAGGGCCCAGAGGAGAGGACCUCCCCCAGUCCAGCAAGCAAUGAGCCUCGCUCACGGAGUCACGGCCCUCGCCAGUCCAACCACAUGGUGCCGAUGCGAAACAGCGGCAGCCCCAAGUCCUCCAUGAAGACCAAGCAGGCUUUCCUGCUGCAGGCCACCCGCCUCACCAAGCUGGCCCGGCACAUGUGCCGUGACAUCAUCAGGCUGCGCCGUGCUGCGCGCCGGCCCUUUGUCCCCAUUAACUGUGGGGCCAUAAAGGCAGAGUACAUGUUAAGGGUGUCCGAAGGGCAGGGGACUCGCCUACCCAAAACCAGAGCCGCCCAAAGGAGCACUCUGACCAGUGUUCUGCAGUUUCUAGAGUCCCGUCCGGCAGCCCACGCCCCACGCUCCCACCGCACCCCGGGCCUGCAGACGCCUCCCCCUCGACGCCUCCUCUCAUCUCUCCCGCACGGCCCUCACGGCAUGCUGGGAAAACGCAGCUACCAUCACCACAGCAGGGCUGAGCCGGACAGGCGCUCAGAGAACCCAGCUACAACAAGUGGACCCCUCCUGCAUAAUGGACGCAACAGCGGCAGUGGAAACACCCGGGGAGGUGUGAUGAUCCGCAAGAGACGCCCCAACUGGAUCGAUGCCCCCGAUGACAGCUUCUUCCUUGUCACCCGGGAGACCAGGAGGGCCAGACGGCUGCUGUCGCGCUCCCAGCUGAGGCACGCUUGCCGGCAGCCGUGCGAGCAGAUCACCCUUCGCAGGGUCUCGCAGGGCCCUCCGCAGGGGCUCGUCCUCGCCCCUCCACACCCUCACCCCAGCCUGAGAAUGCGAGGCCCAAUCGUCAUCCACGACUGAUCGGACCCUCUUGAACCUCCCACAUCCUUUUACUAACAAAUUCUCACCUCAUAUUCUCUCAUUAAACCCUCCUUUGCUUUUAGUCCUUAAAAUACCGUGACAGCAAUUCAACAAACUACAGAAGGAUUCGAUGCAAUAGAAACAAACACCUGACCUGACUGCAAGUGCUGCGUCUCUUUUAAUCCCCUGGGAAUUUGUUUGUAUGUGUACAUAGUGUAUUUGAAUGCAUGUGAGUGUGUGGCAGAGAGCGUGAGUGUGUGUGAUCAUGCCUACAACACAUGAGAGAAUGACGGGACGUCGACGUGUUCUUGGUUUUUAUGGACGGACAUAAUGAUGUGACUUUUGUGUUGAUGGUGAAUUGUUGUGAAGUUUUAUCAGUUUGUAUCAGUUUUUUUGGGAAGGGGGCGCUUUGGGGUGGUGGCAUGGGGCUGGAUGGGAAGGGUGGGAAGGGUUGGGUGGGGUGGGAUUGCUUUCAUGGGGACUGAGGUUCUUGUAACAUUGGAGAAGAGGCAAAUGUCCCAACACUUAAAAAGAAAAUGCACUAUAUGAAGAAAGAACCAGCGGCCUUUUUUUAAAGAAACAGGCUGGGAUAUAUCGUGUUUUACCUGCAGUUUUUCACUCUGUUCUUGUAAUUUCAAUCAAUGAGCCGGAGCAGGUGUUGAAAAAUGAUAACCUGGAGGCAUUAAUUAUACAAACCGUCUAUAACUCCCUGAAAAUCUGUCACCUAUACAUGAGGAAUCUGCAGGAAAAUAUUAACAAGGCAAAGAAAUAGAGCCAGCUUACAUCAUACAGCAUAAGCCUCCCUCAUGAACAAGUGUAUAAUAUAUUGUAUAUCUCAUUACAGCACUGUAAAUCUACUCAUCCUAUUUCUAUGGCCGACUACCUACCUAGCCCUAACAUGGGUAUUAAAGCACUUCCUUUGCAGCAGAAAAAGGGCAUGAAUCUGUCAUAUUUUCCUCAAGGCUGUGAUGCACCUGCAACAUUUUGAGGCAACUUUGCCAGCAACAUGUAUUUUUCUUCAUCGCAUUUAAUCAUUAAAGACAAACAGUCAAGUUUUUCCUGUUUUCAGACCCCUCUCUCUAUCUCUCUCUCUCUAUAUAUAUAUCUAUCUCCCUGCUGCAGAGGGUGUUGCCUCAAAUAGUUGUCAGGUUAAACCCAUCCAGCAUUCAGGUGUGUUUAAUUAUUUUAAAAACUGGCAUCGCCGCCGCAUGUCUUUGAGGUUCGAGAGCCUCUGAUGACCGAUUGGGUCACAUGAUUUCUUCUCUUUCAUUCAGAAUGUUUAUGUUAGUGUUUCCUGUAUGUCAUGUGUUGAAUUAUGAAUAUGCUGAGAAUAAAAAAAAAACAACAACAACA
Larimichthys crocea (large yellow croaker) is the source of this 3776-nucleotide messenger RNA. RefSeq names its product metastasis associated 1 family, member 3 (gene mta3). Gene Ontology annotation, cellular component: NuRD complex; nucleoplasm. Gene Ontology annotation, biological process: negative regulation of transcription by RNA polymerase II. Lineage: Eukaryota; Metazoa; Chordata; Actinopteri; Sciaenidae. The record is from RefSeq and is a predicted model, not a curated record. Gene Ontology annotation, molecular function: sequence-specific DNA binding; chromatin binding; histone deacetylase binding. The coding region runs from base 321 to 2423 and encodes 700 amino acids. The transcript has 19 exons.